AUGGUAGACGGUUGUUGUAAGAGAAAUCAUCCCGGUGUAAAGGAUUUAAUGCCCCUCAAUGGCAGUUAUGAGGAAAAAUUUAUUCUCAAUCGUGUGGGAAUCAGCAAUGGAGAUCUGAUUUUGUGUCUUCGGAUUGCACGAGUAAAUCAUGACUGCAAACCUAACGCUGACCAUCGGUACGACGAGACCUUUAAGGCGGUCGUUUUAUUUGCACAAAGAGAUAUCGCGAAAGGUGAAGAGAUCACCAUAUGUUAUCAACAGUUUCACGACAUUGCUGGAAAUAUGUCGGCAUCAACUUCAAGAAGUGCCCUGCAAGAUAAAUGGAGCAUCGUUUGUCCAGAGGAUUGUUUCUGCUACGACACACAAAUGCAGACCCUCAUAGCCCGGAGCAGAGAGUUGGAUGGAAGAAUAUACAGUGUGGCCCGGCAAGGAUAUUCACAACAGGCUUUAGAACUUGUAAAUGAGUUGAUGGGCUGUCAUGAAAUUCUCGGCUCAUCAUUUUUGAACAAAGAGCGUACACUCAACGACGGCUUUCAAAUCGCACUGAAGAGCAAAGACACUGUAGCAGCUAGAAAGUACAUUGAAGGACUGUAUGCUAUUUCAAGCGCUACCCUAUCCCCAGAAUCAUUAGAAGUUAUCGAUCUUAAACAGAAAAAAAGACUGUUGUAA
Molecule: messenger RNA, 669 nt
Organism: Bradysia coprophila
Lineage: Eukaryota; Metazoa; Arthropoda; Insecta; Diptera; Sciaridae
Source: RefSeq, a predicted model, not a curated record